Racocetra persica is the source of this 372-nucleotide messenger RNA. NCBI's taxonomy places the organism in Eukaryota, Fungi, Glomeromycota, Glomeromycetes, Diversisporales, Gigasporaceae. The record is from the annotation of a GenBank genome assembly.
AUGGAAAAUUAUAAGUGUAUAUUUAAAGAAGCUGAUUCAUAUUCUACUUUAUCAUAUAUAUUUAGAGAUGAUAAUUGGAGCGUUAAAUAUUUUUUACAAUAUCAAAAAACAUUCGUUUUAUCAUAUCAACUACCAUCAAAUCCAAGCAAUUCUGAUUCUUUUCAGGAAUUAUAUGUACGUCAAGAACCUGAUUCUCAAAAACCAGAUCCUUUUCGAGAACCAGAUCCUUUUCAAGAAUCAGAUCUUCUUCGAGAACCAGAUCCUCUUCAAGAACCAGAUCCUCUUCAAGAACCAGAUCCUCUUCAAGAACCAGAUUCUCUUAGAGAACUAAAUCUUCUUCGAGAAUCAGAUCCUCUUCAAAAACUUAAUUAA